Gregarina niphandrodes is the source of this 1041-nucleotide messenger RNA. RefSeq names its product RWD domain protein. The transcript is spliced from 3 exons. Gene Ontology annotation, biological process: cytoplasmic translation. Lineage: Eukaryota; Apicomplexa; Conoidasida; Eugregarinorida; Gregarinidae. The record is from RefSeq and is a predicted model, not a curated record. Gene Ontology annotation, molecular function: protein binding. Bases 1 to 1041 code for a protein of 346 amino acids.
AUGUACCGCUGGCUUUGUACGGCUACGGAUGCGCGGUCAUCCAGUCUAGUGGGUUAUCUAUUGAGACCGAGUGAAAGAGUUCAUAUUGUAAAGAAUGCUGCCCAUAAUAUAAUUCAAGUUGUGUUAAGUGAAAGCUUGGCUACACUGGAAGAGAGGGUGUAUGCUGCGUGGGUAUGUAAACACAUUCAUACCUGUCGAAUAAGGAAGAAUAACAUUGGCAAGUGGACAGUUAAGCUACUUCUAACUCCACCCAAAGGCAUUACAAGAGCCAGGUUCAAUGCCGAGGCCAUUGCUGACAAGGCCAUUGCUGACAAGGCCGUUGCUGACAAGGCCGCGGAUUUUUCCCUAUAUAAAAUGAAUGAUACCUUAACAGCAGAAAUAGAAUCCAUUAAGACGAUAUUCGAAGACUUUUCAUGUCAAGCAAAAGACGACGGCACCUUAACACUGCCUCUGGUACCGUAUCCCGGAAACCCGGAGCAUAAUAUUGUCCAAGUAACUCUAACCUUAUCCGGCCUGGAGAACUAUCCGGAUACAGUUCCACAAAUAUCUUACUUGAACGAGAGAAAUAUUGACGAUGUGCGGCGAUCGGAGAUUCGUGGUCUGGUAAAUAAUCUAGUGGAGACGCACCAGGGUUUCGAAAUGCUAUAUGACCUAUAUACGGAGUUGACCACGUAUUUACAGGAACAUAACACGGAGAUCCUGUCGGUGCACGACAAAAUGCAGGGGGCUAGUGGCACGAGCAAGGUUCUUGAGAACGUGAUCGAAGUGCCAUGUUUCGACUCGUCUUCCGACCGCGAUCACAGCGACAGUGAUGUCGACCCAGAUGCAGGCCGUCUUGCUGACAAGGAGGUGGUGCAGCCGGACUACCGCGUCACGGAGCAGCAGUUUUUAGAGUGGAAAGCGCAUUUCAAACACGAAAUGAUCAACUCAGGCAAGUGGAAGGACGUAGACCUCGUGGACUCCAGGCCAACGGGUAAACAACUCUUCACCAGCGGCCAGGUCAAGGAGGAACCCGCACUCGCCAGCCAGGAAGUUAUGUAA